AUGUCCGACACCUUGAAGGUCGCUCUCCUCAUCGUCUCCACAACAGCAGCCAAGGACCCUUCUACAGAUGCCUCAGAACAGGCCUUGAGCGAUGUGCUCAAGUCUGAAGGCGGUGGAAGAUGGGAGCUUGCCGACACCAAGAUAGUGCCGGAUGAGGUGACUCAGAUCCAACGGCAGAUCAUGCUAUGGGCAGACGGUGCGGCCGAGGGGUUCAACCUCAUUUUGACUACCGGUGGCACCGGCUUCGCGACAUCUGAUAGUACCCCAGAGGCCGUCUCGCCAUUGCUGCAUAAGCUCGCACCAGGCAUCGUACACGGUAUGCUGGCAGCUUCUUUGAGCGUCACGCCUUUCGCGAUGAUGUCUCGUCCAGUCGGCGGUGUCAGAAAUAAGUCAAUCAUCGUAACAUUACCCGGCUCGCCGAAGGGGGCCAAGGAAAACUUACAGGCCAUACUGAAGACACUACCACAUGCGUGCCUUCAAGCUGCCGGCAUGGACUCGAGGACAUUACAUGCCGGUGGCGUGAAGAAGCUUGAGGCUGACGCGGGUAUCACCUCCGGAGGUGGGCAUGCUCAUGCACACGAUCAUCACCACGGUCAUAGCCAUGAUCACAGUCAUAAACACGGACACGGUCACGGGCACGGAGGUCUUGUGCGACAUACAGCCCCUAGCUCGAAUCCAAUGUCAAACGAUCCCAGCCUUGGGCCCAGUCGGAGAAACAGAGAGUCUCCCUACCCUAUGCUCUUGGUCGAUGAUGCCCUCAACAAGAUCAAAGAACAUACUCCACCGCCGGUAGUCAUCAUCUCGAAAGUGGACGGAACACUGCCUGGGUCUGUACUCGCCGAAGAUGUCCGGGCCAGAGCGAACGUGCCUGCAUUCAGAGCGAGCAUCGUCGACGGGUAUGCCGUCGUCGUACCCAAGGAUGGCAACAUGAAAGGUGUCUUCCCUGUCGUGUCUGUCUCCCACGCUGCUCCAGGCGAAGCGAAACCACUUAAGGAAGGCGAGAUUGCCAGAAUCACUACAGGGGCGCCGCUACCUCUCGGCGCUACUUCUGUCAUCAUGGUCGAAGAUACAGUUCUGAAGACCAUGACGGAGGACGGCAAGGAAGAAAAAGAGGUUGGGAUACUCGCCGACGGUGUCAAGGAAGGAGAGAAUGUUCGCGAGGUCGGCAGUGAUAUCAAGGCCGACUCUGUUAUCCUUAGCAAGGGCGAACAAGUGUCCGCAGUCGGUGGCGAGAUUGGUCUCCUAGCUGCCGUAGGAGUCGCUGAGGUUAAGACCUACCGAAAGCCUGUCAUAGGUGUGCUGUCCACCGGAGACGAGAUCGUGCAGCAUGACCGACCAGGAGAGCUGCGGCUCGGGGAGGUGCGCGACACGAAUCGCAUCACCUUGAUGUCGGCAGCGCGAGAACACGGCUUCGAAGUCGUCAAUCUCGGCAUCGCAGCCGACACGCCCGGGACCCUGGAACAGACACUGAGGGCUGCGCUGCGUCGCGUAGAUCUCAUCAUCACGUCUGGCGGCGUAUCCAUGGGUGAGCUCGACCUGUUGAAGCCCACAAUCGAGCGAUCCUUAGGGGGCACCAUCCACUUCGGCCGCGUCUCCAUGAAGCCGGGCAAGCCCACCACCUUCGCCACCGUCCCCGUCAAGGAUAAUAACGGCGAGCGCGUCUCGAAGGCCAUAUUCUCCCUGCCGGGCAACCCGGCCUCGGCCAUUGUCACGUUCCACCUAUUCGUCCUGCCGUCGCUGCAUCAGAUGUCGGGCAUAUCGCCCGCGGGCCUUACGAAAGUCCCCGUCAUCCUUGGCCACGACUUCCCUCUCGACAAGGCUAGGCCAGAAUACCACCGCGCCAUCGUCUCGGUCGGCCGGGAUGGUGUCCUGACGACUAGCAGUACGGGCGGGCAGCGGAGCUCGAAGGUUGGGAGUCUUCGGGGUGCCAAUUGCCUGCUGGCCCUGCCUAGUGGCAAGGAGCCGCUCAAGAAGGGGGCGAAGGUCGAUGCUCUUUUGAUGGGGGGAGUUAGGAGCGAGUAG
Molecule: messenger RNA, 2022 nt
Organism: Anthostomella pinea
Lineage: Eukaryota; Fungi; Ascomycota; Sordariomycetes; Xylariales; Xylariaceae
Source: the annotation of a GenBank genome assembly